UGUCACCAGGGGCCUCCUGCCACGGAACCUUCAGUGCUGUUUGGACCUAAACACUUAGCUGAAGUCAGUGCUCCGUGGCGAUGCUAGUUGUUUGGUGAGCGACAAACUGCUAUUGAAAGGUCUGAAUUGGCUCAGAGACCUAGAGGUACCUACCCAGGUUAAAAGCUGUGCCCCCUCUGUGACACUCUGAGUCAUCUGUCCCCAAAUCAUGUUCUCAGUAAGGAUCCCCAGGGUGGGGAUCAGCACAAGACCUGCUCGGGAGGCUUCAGCCCCACAGGACAGCAGCCCUCUGGCCUCCACAUCCACCUCCCCAGGGUAUAUUCCUAAGCUGAAGGCCUUGAGGAAGAGGGAUCUGAAGAGGGGCAUGUGGGCUGUCACUAGUAUGGAAGGAACCAAGCUCUGCAUGAAGAAGAGAAGGAGAGCCAAUUUCCGCCCUGAGGAUCAGGAAGCCUUCUACAGACUUCUUGAGGAUCCUGUCAUCCAGAGUUUCUUGGAGGCUGACGUUUUCCUAAGAGUGUCUGAUAAGUAUCUGCUUUCCAUGGUGGUUGAAUAUUUUGGUCGAGUGGGACUCCCAGGAGACUGUUAUAAUAGAAUCCACUUCUUCCUGGCUCUCUAUAUUGCUUGUGACAUGGAGGAAGACAACCCUGUCUCUAAGUGGAGCAUUUUCCCUUUUGUGCUUGGAAAGGAAGACUGGCCCAUCCUCUAUAAAGAAUUCCUGAGGCUACAAGCAGAAUUCUUCCAUGCAAUGGGUGGCAGAGCCUGGGUUACUCCAGAGAUAUGUGAAGAGAUCCAGGCCCAAAAUCCGCUUCACUGGGUCUGGACCCGAGAACGGCACUACCUCCCCUAGGUUCCCAGAGUGGAAUGCUAUGCCUCCUAGGCCAGGGAGGCAGAAGUCACAAGAACAAGGAGCAGGGACCUCCAGAAACCGAGAAAGGACAUGAUGGAGAACCUACCAAAAGAAGUGUUCCAUCGAAAGCAGGUAGAGAAUUAAGUGUCUUAGAACAAGGAGUAGCUGACUAAAAGAGAACAAAGCAAAGGUGAUGGGAGUUCUGGGAAGGGCAAGGAGGAGGAAGAGGUAGAAAUAAGGGAGAAUGUGAACAUAUAUAGUAUGCCUGA
This is a messenger RNA of Sarcophilus harrisii (Tasmanian devil), 1116 nucleotides long. RefSeq names its product speedy protein E5-like. Lineage: Eukaryota; Metazoa; Chordata; Mammalia; Dasyuromorphia; Dasyuridae. Gene Ontology annotation, molecular function: protein kinase binding. Gene Ontology annotation, biological process: positive regulation of cyclin-dependent protein serine/threonine kinase activity. The record is from RefSeq and is a predicted model, not a curated record. Bases 209 to 847 code for a protein of 212 amino acids. The transcript has 7 exons.